AUGACAGAUACCUCCUCCCUCGCCAUCACGCACGCCACAACGGAUUCCUAUCCGGUUCCCGCUUCUCGCGGGUCCCCCGCUGCCACCGAUGGCGCCGUCUCUGACUCCGGUGCACCCGACGAAGAACCGUACACUAUCAAGUGCAUUUGCUCGUUCCAAGAGGAUGAUGGGAGUACGGUCUUUUGCGAACGGUGUGAUACCUGGCAGCACAUCUCAUGCUACUAUCCCGGGGCGAAAGUUCCCGAGGUACACAAUUGUGUUGACUGCGAGCCACGGAUCCUGGAUGAUCGGCGUGCACAUGAGCGACAACGGCAGCGGCGGGUCCGAGAAAAGAGCGAGGACGGGGACCGGAAAUCCAAGCGUCCGGGCAAGACACAGAAGCGGAAGACGAAAGAGACAGAUGUGAACGAAUCAAACCUAAAACGACACGACUCUAAUGCUCGCGAUCAGCCACCUACCAAAAAGCCCAAGGGCUCUCACCGGGCAUCCGCCUCGGUCAGUGGCCCUCCAGGCGCUCCGGCUGAGCCGCGAAACCGUCGAUCCUCCACCUCUGCUGCGAUGAGCCCCACGAACUCCGACCCCUCCAUCCCCCUCUACUCCACCGAAUUCCUCCACCUCUAUGAUCACGACGAAGAUUUUGUUGAAAAUGAAAGCAACCUCCUCCCCACUGUCUCCUUUAUUGAUCAAAUUAUCGCAUGGGUACGGGAGGAGGGCACUUUGAAUCGGAUAACCGAAGGCCUGCCCCCGGCAGACUUCGCGCGAAACUGCGUUGCGGCAUUCGAUGCUCCAUGGCCGAAACUAACGACACACACUUUUACGGACUCAACGACAAAGAUUGAUGGGACGCAUCCAACGUUCAAGACAUUGAAAACUCAGGACCCGAUACGCAAGAAUGAAAUUGUUGGUGAGAUUUUUGGCGCGCUCAAUGUAAUCGAAAAUUACAAGGCAGACCCCAACAACCGAUGGGAGACGCUGCAACACCCUGCACCAUUCGUCUUUUUCAGCUCGCAGCUUCCGAUUUGCAUCGACAGUCGCAAGGAAGGAAACCAACUCAGGUACAUCCGGCGCUCGUGUGAUGCCAAUGUGAUGCUGAAGAUCUAUAUCACCCACGGUCAACAGUAUCACUUCUGUUUCAUUGCCAAGCAAGACAUUCCGGCUGACUCAGAAAUCACGACGAUGUGGUAUCUCGACCCGACUCUGGCCCUGGCACACACGCCCCCGUCCAAACAAGGGUCGGAGGCCUCAUAUAAUAAAUCCGAAAUUGAUUUCGCUGCCACCUGCAUCAGCAACACUCUUUCCAACUACGGUGGAUGUGCAUGUGAACGGGGUCAGAAUUGUCUCCUUGCCAACCUUGACCGUCGGUCCAAGCCAGCCAGCAGCAAACAGCCGAAAGCGCGGAACAAGGCCAAGACCAAGGUUAAGACGAUAGCUUCUCCAAUGGAGGCUGGCCGCGCAUCCGCAAGUCGCGCCGGGAGUGAAACAACAAAGCAUCCUGACGAAGACGAUGCCGUGACCGAUGCUCGUUCGACGUCCGGGUCUGCGCGGGACAGAGCUACGCACAGUCGCGAUGUCAGCCCGACGUCUCACAAUCAGCAAUCAUUACCAGAACUGUCCAGUCGAGAAAGACGCAAGAUUGCGGAUGCUGAAAAACAGUUCCAGCAGCUAGAAAAGGGAUCGGCAGGCACCAAACGCAAGAAACGUGUCAGUGGCUUGCAAUCAAAUUCGGCGAGUGCGUACCCCAAAAACAAGGCUGAGUCCGACAAAUUCGGGUUCGAUGGUGAAUCGCACUCGCCUACUGCCUAUUCCCCAGCGACAACGGCACCUGGGCGGCAUGCGAAAUCGCGAAAAUCCUCGAAUCGACCUCCACCCGAGACGAUUAACCGUUACCUACCAUCUCCUUUCCGGCGCGUCGGUCCUUAUGCCGAUGCAUCAACGCAGCUGUACCCCGAUCAGGUCGAACAUGAGGCCAUCUGGGACGAACAUACGAAGCGAGGUUACAGAGUUGGUGUUUUACCUCUCCAAUUCAUGAAUCGGGCUCGGUUUAUCUCCGGGUGCAAUUACGAGCAGGACUUUGCUCAACAACGUGCAUGGCUCUCUGGGGAUAAAAGUGUCAUUCCGUCUGGGGUGAUCCCGUGGUGGUGUCCUUACUUCCCUUAUCCUUUGGACGAUAGGUCACAUUAUGAGUUACUGCCAGAGGAUGCUGAGAUUAUGGGUAUUCCGGCUGAUCACGGGCCACUGGGAUUGCCCUUGCGCUGGUCUUACCAUCAGUCCAAGCAGCCAGUGAGGCCGAUCAGCUAUGGCAAAAUCACCCUGGUCGGGGUGCCUCAGGCUCAUCCCCAGACACAAGUGGCACAGGAGGACACUGUGAUGCGCGAAGCUCCGUCGAACACCCAGCCCGAGCCAUCAACAACUGCCAAUGAGAUCACCAAAUUGGGAGACUCUGCUCCUUGGCCGUCUACCAUUGCUCACAGCACCCCGAUACUUAGGGCAGAUAACCGCAGUGACCUCCGUCUGUCAAUGCCACCGCCACAUACUUCCAAUGUCCAAUCGGUGGUCAGUCCUGGAUCAAACUCAGCGGGGAGCUCUUCAUCUCCCCUCUUCAACGAUAGCGCUUCCUCACUUCCUUUCGUGACAACCCCUACGCCUGCACCUGUUGCAACUCCAGCCAAGAAGAAACUCAGUCUUGGUGAUUACUUGAUGCGACGUGGAACGAUGACCAACACUCCAACCUCGGAGAGGUCUCAAGCUGCAGCCCAGGAACGACCCGCGGAUCCCGUCUGGGUCACCGGGCCCCAGCACUUCCUUGCGAUCACCACACUUCCCGAUGAUUACGGACAGUCGCGCGCCCACACGGACGCAGACGCAGACAAGGGCGAGCCUUUCAGCUCUCGGGAUGUGCCGAUGGAGGAUGCGCCGGAACCCGCGCCCACCAACACCCAGUCCGUUUCUUCAUGA
Messenger RNA from Penicillium olsonii, 2955 nucleotides. The record is from the annotation of a GenBank genome assembly. Lineage: Eukaryota; Fungi; Ascomycota; Eurotiomycetes; Eurotiales; Aspergillaceae.